AUGGCUAUCUCCAAGAACCUCCCACUUUUGAAGAACCACUUCAGAAAGCACUGGCAAGAGCGUGUUAGAGUUCAUCUUGACCAAGCCGGUAAGAAGGCUUCCCGUCGUCAAGCUAGAGCUUCUAAGGCUGCUGCCAUUGCUCCAAGACCAUUGGAUGCCCUCAGACCUGUUGUCAGAGCCCCAACUGUCAAGUACAACAGAAAGGUUAGAGCUGGUAGAGGUUUCACCUUGAGAGAGAUCAAGGCUGCUGGCUUGACCCCAGCUUACGCCAGAACCGUUGGUAUUGCUGUUGACCACAGACGUCAAAACAGAUCCACUGAGAUCUUCGAGUUGAACGUGCAAAGACUCAAGGAGUACCAGGCCAAGUUGAUCGUCUUCCCAAGAUCCGGUAAGGCUCCAGAGGCUGAACAAGUCUUGUCCACUGCUGCUACUUUCCCAGUUGUCCAACCAGCUCCAGAGUCUGAGCCAAGAGCUGUUGAGGUUCCAGAGCAAACCGCUUUCAGAACCUUGAGAUUGGCUAGAUCUGACAAGAAGUACAAGGGUAUCAGAGAAAAGAGAGCUAGAGAGUUGGCUGAGGCUGAAGCUGAGAAGAAGAAAUAAGCACAUUGAUAUUAACUUGUGUAUGAAGAAACGGGGUUUAAUUUCGAUCAUUUCAAUCUGUAGAUAUUGGUAGGGUUCUUCCAACUGUUCAGCGAUUAGAAUUUACCGGUAUACGAACAUGGAUGUUUUGAUAAUGACCACUGUUUGUACUUACGUGCUGAACUUACAGCGUGUGUGUUAAUCUACAAUUAUUAUAUACUCCAGACACAUGG
This is a messenger RNA of Williopsis jadinii, 812 nucleotides long. Its product is annotated as 60S ribosomal protein eL13. Gene Ontology annotation, molecular function: RNA binding; structural constituent of ribosome. NCBI's taxonomy places the organism in Eukaryota, Fungi, Ascomycota, Saccharomycetes, Phaffomycetales, Wickerhamomycetaceae. Gene Ontology annotation, cellular component: cytosolic large ribosomal subunit; ribosome. The coding region runs from base 1 to 600 and encodes 199 amino acids. The transcript is spliced from 2 exons. The record is from RefSeq and is a predicted model, not a curated record. Gene Ontology annotation, biological process: translation.